This is a messenger RNA of Dendrobium catenatum, 3488 nucleotides long. Its product is annotated as pentatricopeptide repeat-containing protein At1g71490. Gene Ontology annotation, biological process: RNA modification. Bases 4 to 2151 code for a protein of 715 amino acids. Gene Ontology annotation, molecular function: protein binding; RNA binding. The record is from RefSeq and is a predicted model, not a curated record. NCBI's taxonomy places the organism in Eukaryota, Viridiplantae, Streptophyta, Magnoliopsida, Asparagales, Orchidaceae. The transcript has 2 exons.
UUGAUGCAUGUUCUUGGGCUCGUUGCUAAGCCCAUCUUCCUCUCGCCGACACGCUUCCUUGUGACAUGGAAGAAGAAACCGAACCGCCUAGCUCUUGUCCUCCAUUCCACAACAGCGUUGGCCUACUCUCCUCGCCUCACCAAAGAUCCCGCCUUGCCUUCUCUAAUCGACUCCAUUGCUACUCUCGCUUCCCUCCGCCGCCUCACUGAAGCCUUCGCCGCUUUCUCUCUCCUCCGCCUCCGCUCUCCUUCCUCCCAUAUCCUCUUCCGCCUUACCUACCUCCUCCUCAACUCUGCUACUGAACACCAAUCCCUUCCAGCCGGCGAGCAGCUCCACGCUUUCUCCAUCUCCUUCGGCCUCUUUUACCACAUUUCCCUCCUCUCCCCUCUUACAUCUUUCUACCUCUCGUUCGGUCUACUCCAUUCUGCAGCUUCCGUCGUAGAAGAGUCUUCAUACAUUCUCCCAUGGAAGCUCCUCAUUUCCUCUUAUGUCAGAAAUGGCUUUUCUGCCGAGGCUCUUGCUGCCUACAACCAAAUGUUUUCUAUUGGCGUUGUCCCUGAUUGCUUCACUUAUCCGUCUCUCCUUAAAGCCUGCGGAGAGGCAGGUGACUUGGAUGUUGGCAGAGAGAUUCACCGGAGCAUUGAAAGCAGUGGAAUCGGGUCGAAUAUAUUUGUAACGAAUGCUUUGGUGGCCAUGUAUUUGAAAUGCGGUGAACUGGAUGUUGCGAGAAAGCUGUUCGAUGAAAUGCCUGCGAGAGAUGUUGUGUCAUGGAAUUCAAUUAUAUCAGGGUAUGCAUCGAGGGGUCUUUGGAUGGAAGCAUUUGAGCUGUUCGAGCUUGCCAUGGAAGGGUGUUCGGAGGUGAAUUCCAUUACCUGGAAUACCAUCAUUGGUGGCCUGCUGCAGAAGGGGGAUCAUGUCAAAGCGUUGGAAUUUGUUUCUCAAAUGAGACUGAGCAAAACUGGGGUGGACUUCGUCACCAUGGUUAUUGCUUUAAACGCUUGCUCUCGAAUUGGGAUGUUGAGAUUGGGGAAGGAAAUUCACGGUUUGGCAAUCCGCAUGGUCUGUGAUGACCUUGAGAGUCUGAGGAAUGCUCUGAUAACAAUGUACUCGAGGUGCAAGGACACUAGAACUGCUCAUCUUCUGCUUCGAAUGAUAAAAAAUCCAAGCUUGGUUACAUGGAACGCCAUGCUUGCUGGCUUUGCAGUUGAGGACAGAGCAGAGGAGGCCUCUCUUUUAUUUAGAGAGAUAUUACAGUCGGGACUCCAACCAAAUUAUGUAACCGUUGUGACAAUUCUUGCUCUUUGUGCGCGCGUUGCUAAUCUCCAGCAUGGCCGUGAGCUCCACUCAUACAUAACCAAGCAAGAAUUCACAGGCUACCGCCUUCUGUGGAACUCUCUUGUUGACAUGUACUCUAAGUCAGGCAGGAUCUUGGAAGCUCGUAGAGUCUUUGAUGCCAUGACUGAUCGCGAUGAAGUCUCUUACACUUCACUUAUAGCUGGAUAUGGAAUGCAAGGGGAUGGUAUCGCAGCAGUUCAGCUUUUUGAUGAGAUGAUCAGUUAUGGAAUCAAACCGGAUCAUGUUAGUAUGGUGGCGGUCCUCUCUGCUUGCAGCCACUCUAAAUUAGUUUCAAAAGGAGAAAUACUCUUUAACAAGAUGGAAAGCACCUUUGGCAUUAAGCCAAGGAUGGAACAUUUCUCUUGUAUGGUGGAUUUGUAUGCCAGAGCUGGUCUUUUGGAGAAGGCAGAGGAGGUGAUUAAUAAAGCUCCCUUUCAACCAAAUUCUGCAAUGUGGUCAGCCUUAGUUGGUGCUUGUCAGGUGUACAGGAAUACUGAGCUAGGAGAAAAGGCAGCAAUGAGGCUGUUGGAGAUGAAGACAGAUAAUGCAGGGCACUAUGUGCUCAUUGCAAACAUGUAUGCGGCUGCGAAUUGCUGGGGGGAGCUUGCGAAGGUUAGGAUGAAGAUGAGGGAUGAGGGGGUAAGGAAGGCUCCAGGAUGUGCUUGGGCUGAUUUGGGGAAUGGGUUCAAGCCUUUUGUGGUGGGAGACCGAUCGAACUCCGUGUCUCCUGAUAUUUAUGGACUUUUGGAAGGUCUGGCUGAGCAAAUGUAUGAUGAGGGUUAUGCAAUCUGUGAGGAGUUGGGAUAUGGGAACUAAAUACAAUUGGAAUAGAUGGAAAACAUCUGGAUUGCAGAUAUGUUCUUGAUCGACCAAAGAAAUGUCUUGGUCGACCAAAGCCAUUUGUUGGUAGCCCAAGCUGGUUGAUCAUGAGUAACCUCAUAACCUAGUUUGAACUAUGAAAUUGUAGUGAGUGCAUCCAUGAGGUAAAGUGAUGUCUUAUUGAACGUAAUAUAUAUUUUUUAUUUGGAAGGAACUAUGAAUAAUCUCCCAACUAUUUGUAGGUUGUCAAUUUAGUCUUAAAGUAUCAUAUUUCUCUAAUUUUAUUUCUCUACUAGACAAAAUUUAUUCAAAAUGGCCCCAAUGUGAUUAAUUUUAUAUAUUUGAGGGAUUGAUUGAGAUUAAUUUUUUAUAAUUUUCAUCAAUUUUUAUUUGAGGGAGUAUUUUGGGAUCAAUUUUAUAUAGUUGAUGGGCUAAAUUAGAGAAAUAUGAUACUCAUGAAGUUAUUAAACUGGGAUUAUUUUGAUCAUUUUCUCUAUAUUUAAUUUUAAAAGUUGAGAAAAUUAAUGCACGCAUAAAGUCUACGCUUGAAUUCUCACGACCAUGGGAGGGCCAAAGAAACCUCACCACUUAGUUUGGAAAACCUUCAUAAACAAUUAAAUAGCUUCUUUUUGAUCCUCCUCACAUAAUGACUAAUAGCUUUCAUGGGUCCCACAAAGUGGGUCUCCCUUGACAUAUCAGUACUCCCCUCUCAAAAAGCCACAUUGUCCUGAAAGUGGAACGAAGGAAACUGUUGCUGAAGAAUAUUUUUCCAUUUCAAAAGAAAUUAGGUGAGUAGUUGUAAUCUUGAAAUGCAUUUUCUUGUUGGAUCCACGCGAAACAACUCUACGAUGUUUGCUGCUUAAAAUUUUAUCAAUAAUUUGUUUAUGUGAAACAAUACAAGCAUUUUUCUUUUCAUUUCUCUUUUUUGAAGAAUCUCUCAAAACUCAUGUCAGCGUAACAAUUAUUAACUUGGUUUUGAGUUCCUAAUUAACAAAAUCUCCAGGGGUAGAAGAAUGUUCCAUUGUUUUAGAAGAUUGGACCCCUUAAUAGAUUGGAUAACUCUUUUUUGUUCUACACUCAGCUUAUUCACCAAGACUUUAUGUGAUCUUGAAGAAUAAAAAGACUCAGUUGGUACAUAAUGUUUGGUUUUCUCUGAAGUCUCUUCAUUAUCUUGGCUUAUGAAGUAUUGAUGCCAAUGGUUUGACUUUUUAGGAUGAUGCCUUGCAGUCAGGCUUUAUGCUGCAUACAAAUUUAUUUAUUGCUGAGCCUUUUUUUUAAAUAAAUAUUAUUGGUAUUAAGACCCUUUUUUCCCUUAAAAAAAAAAAAAAAAUAAA